CUUAACACUUCAUGUUUUCCAUAAGUAUUUGAAGAUUAUUGAAAUUGAACUGUAAUAAAAACCUAUUCAUAAAGUAUAGGUGUAUCGUAACUAGUGAUAAAUGUCUUUGUUACAACCAGGCGUCUGCUAUGCUUGUACUGGUACUGCUGGCUGAUAUAACCAUGACGGGGUUGGCCGGGGUGCUGCUGGAUACUGCAUACAAUUGCAAUGCUCGUACAAAUACAAAUACAGCUGUGUCCCAGAAGUUCUGUACCGGUCUAGUGUCUAAGUUGUAUGACCUUUCCGGGGUGUUCAUAGGCCUAACAGUGUGGCACUCGGUCCUAGUAGCGCUGUUGAUAUGGCUAUGCAUGUCCCUCGCCAGCAAAGCAAACGGUCCAUCAUCUAUAAGUCCAACUGAACACUCCACGCGGCGUACAAACAAUCGGAGCGACUCACCAGCUAGCCUUGGUCACUCCUCACCCGAUAUAGUCGUUAGUGAAUUUUUUUAGGUUUCUCAGGCUUAUAAGGAAAUUUUCAGUAGUGUUCAUUUUAGCAACCACAAAAUUUCAAUAUUCCUCCAAUUAUGCUUGCUGUGUUUGAGAGACGUGUUUUAGGCAAGAAAUACGAGUCACGUCAGUUACAAAUCUCGUGAUCUGACUAGUAGGCUUAGUCCGAUCAGGUGCCCAAGAAAAGUUGGGGUGACAGAAAGUAUCUAUAAGGUGAUAUGCUGCUCUUGUCAGGCUAGUGUUUUCAUUUUAUUAGAUCGUCUUUAAAUGUACUUGGUUGCAGCCUACGAGGAUUUAAACAGGUGCUAGGACAGAAUGACAUGAACGUUUGGAGGAGGUAUAGCAUCAGAUAGGGAAGUUCCGACUCCAAAUGUUAGUCAUAUUCGAGUUAGAGUUCCCUCAAGUGAAAAAUAGAUUUGCUGACUUUUUAAGGGACAAUGUUAAACCGAAAUAACAGAAUAUAAUAUAGUUUGUUUAAGAAAAAGAUUUCAUCUCAUUUUUCAGUGUUCACGUUAUUAUAUGUAACAUUAUGAAUGUUUUUAUUGCACUAAGACGACAGUAUAACUUUGAUGAAAGUUACAUUGUGUCAGUUAUCUAAAUCGAAUUACCGAAUUAAAUACCAUAUAAUUCAAUAAACUAUACUUCUUUUAUAAUGAAUGUAUGAAAUAUUCUUGACUUAUAUAAUAUUUUAUGGUUAAUGUUAAAAUACAUAUUGCGAAUAGUUUAUAUUCAGUGCCUUAAAUGUUACGUUUUAUGAAACAAGCUACUUAAAUAUUUUGAUGGAAUUUUAUAACACACAUACCAUUAUCGAGUAACGUAUACUCCUUGUGCUAUUAAAAUGUUUGUCAAUAGUCUGUUGUUCCUUACAUAUGUAUUGUAAUGGUAUUGUAUAAACAUGAUAAUCCACCUAAAUAUGGUAUCCUGAACCAAAAUAUACCAACAUGCUUCACUUGUGAUCUUCAAAUCACUAUCUAAAAUAAACGUGU
Molecule: messenger RNA, 1471 nt
Organism: Pecten maximus
Lineage: Eukaryota; Metazoa; Mollusca; Bivalvia; Pectinida; Pectinidae
Exons: 4
Coding region: 129-488 (119 amino acids)
Source: RefSeq, a predicted model, not a curated record